AUGAGGCCUGGCUCCCCAGGACCCCCCCCAGAGCAGUCGCUGCGAAGACAAGGCCCCUCCCCGCCCAGCCCGGGGUCAAGGCCGGCCGCGGUGGCCCAGCGCCCUCUCCAGGGGAACGCCAGGACCCGCCGCACGGGUCCUCCCGGAGCCCGGAACCUCCGGGACCGCCCGCCCACAGCCUCGGGGCAGAGAAGCGCCGGCCCCGCCCGGCGCGUCACGUGGGCCCUCCCGCCACGUGACCCGCCACGUGACUCGCGUCCUCCGGCACCGCAACCAGCCAUGAGGCCCGAGCUGCGCGCCGGGGCGGCCCUGUCCUGGGCCCUGGCCCUGCUGCUGGCGCUGGAGGCGCGCGGUCCCGCGGCCCAGGCCCACAGGGUCGCAGACCCCGGCUUCCGGGAGGGCUACUUCGUCCAGCUGCUGGACCACUUCAACUUCGAGAGGUUCGGCCGCAAGACGUUCCGCCAGCGCUUCCUGUGGUCCGAGAAGUUCUGGGAGAGACACGAGGGGCCCAUAUUUUUCUACACCGGGAACGAGGGAGACGUGUGGUCCUUCGCCAACAACUCGGGCUUCAUCCUGGAGCUGGCGGCCCGGGAGGCGGCCCUGGUGGUCUUCGCGGAGCACCGGUACUACGGGAAGUCGCUGCCGUUCGGGGCGCAGUCCACGCAGCGCGGGCGCACGGAGCUGCUGACGGUGGAGCAGGCCCUGGCUGACUUCGCGGUGCUGCUGCAGGCGCUGCGGGCGCGCUUCGGGGCCCUGGACGCCCCGGCCAUCGCCUUCGGCGGCAGUUACGGGGGGCUGCUGAGCGCCUACAUGCGGAUGAAGUACCCCCACCUGGUGGCGGGGGCCCUGGCAGCCAGUGCACCCAUUGUCUCUGUUGCGGGCCUUGGGGACUCCUACCAGUUCUUCCGAGAUGUUACUGCAGAUUUUGAGGGCCAGAGUCCCAAGUGUGUUCAGGGUGUGCGGGAUGCCUUCCAGCAGAUCAAGGACUUAUUCCUCAAAAAAGACUACGACACUGUCAGUCGGGAGUUUGGCACCUGCCAGCUGCUCUUGGGCAAGGACCUGACGCAGCUGUUUGAGUUUGCCCGAAACGCUUUCACCGUGCUGGCCAUGAUGGAUUACCCAUACCCCACGGCCUUCCUGGGCCCACUCCCAGCCAACCCUGUCAGAGCCGGCUGCGACCGGCUGCUGAGUGAGAACCGGCGGAUCCCAGGGCUUCGUGCGCUGGUGGGGCUGCUGUACAACUCCUCGGGGACUGAGCCUUGUUACGACAUCUACCAGCAAUACCGCAGCUGUGCCGACCCCACCGGCUGUGGCUCUGGCAGCGACUCGGAGGCCUGGGACUAUCAGGCCUGCACCGAGAUCAACCUCACCUUCGCCAGCAACAACGUGACAGACAUGUUUCCUGAGCUCGAGUUCACAGAGGCACUUCGCCAGCAGUACUGCGAGGACACGUGGGGCGUGUGGCCCCGGAGGGACUGGCUGAGGACCAACUUCUGGGGGACAGACCUCAAAGCUGCCAGUAACAUCAUCUUCUCCAAUGGUGACCUGGACCCCUGGGCAGGGGGUGGGAUACGGAGCAACCUGAGCAAAUCUGUCAUAGCUGUCACCAUCCAGGGGGGAGCCCACCAUCUAGACCUCAGGGGGUCCAACCCAGCAGACCCCGUGUCAGUCACAGAAGCUCGGAAGCUUGAGGCCACCCUCAUCCACGAGUGGGUGAAAGCAGCCAGGGGGGAGCAGCACCCUGCUCAGCCACAGUUGGCCCCACAGGGCUCAGGGGCUGGGGGACAGCCCCUCUUCUAG
Molecule: messenger RNA, 1800 nt
Organism: Orycteropus afer afer
Lineage: Eukaryota; Metazoa; Chordata; Mammalia; Tubulidentata; Orycteropodidae
Gene: DPP7
Product: dipeptidyl peptidase 7
Exons: 13
Coding region: 1-1800 (599 amino acids)
Biological process (GO): proteolysis
Cellular component (GO): vesicle
Molecular function (GO): dipeptidyl-peptidase activity; serine-type exopeptidase activity
Source: RefSeq, a predicted model, not a curated record